GAAAAAUCGAAAGAAGUAUUCGUCACCGUUCGGUACAAGAAUACAUGCAUACAAAAGCCUUAGAAGAGUUUUCUUACAUUUUUCGUUGACGAAAGUGUCAUCUAAAGAAAGAUGACAGGUUUUACAGAAAGUGCUCUUGUCAAGAGACUAAUGGAUUUAAAUCCUUCACAACAAAGCAUCCAAACACUUUCACUUUGGUUAAUACAUCACAGAAAACAUCACCCGACCAUCGUAAAAGUCUGGUUCAGGGAGAUGUGCAAAGUGAAGGACAAUCGUAAGUUAAUGUUUAUGUAUUUGGCAAAUGAUGUUAUCCAGAAUAGUAAAAAGAAAGGUCCAGAAUUUGGCAAAGAAUUUGAAACAGUAUUACCAAAAGCGUUUGAACAUAUGAAAGGAUUUGAUGAGAAAACAAGGGAAAGAUUAAAUAGGCUAUUACAAAUUUGGGAAGAGAGAGGUGUUUAUGAUAAAGCUCAAAUAGCGGAAUUCAAAGCAGCUUUCUUGGACACUAUUAAAGACCCGGGUACUCCACCGCCGAAAAAGAAACCAAAAAUUGAUCUAGACAAGAAGGAAAAAAAGGAGAGGAAGAAAUCAGAGACUGAAGUUGAAGUAGAUGGUACCAAAGAACUUCACGUGACGUUAAGUCCGCGUACUCCAGCUGGUGAUCCACCAGAAACAGAGGAACUAAUCAAAGCUUUAAUGGAUUUAGAAAAUACAGCAUCGUCGGAUGCUGGUGUUAGAGAACGUAUCGCAUCCUUACCACCAGAAGUUUCAGAAGUAUCGCUUUUGGCAAAUCUUGCAGACAGAUCUGCAGCUGAUCAAUUGAGCAUAGCUGUUAAUGAAGCUGCAGCUUUGUUAGCUGAUUAUAACGGAAGAUUGCAGGCAGAAAUGGAAGAUAGAAGAAGAUUAUUAACUAUGCUUAGAGAUUACACAUUAGCACAAAGACAAUUACUUCAACAGGCACAAACAACACUGGAGGAUUACAAAGAAAAAUUAAAGAAAGUCUGUGCCGUUAGAUCAGAGGUGAAAUCGCAUAUUUCUAAUUUACCAGAUUUGACACAAUUACCAGAUGUAACAGGAGGCCUUGCUCCACUUCCUUCAGCUGGUGACUUAUUUUCUAUGCAUUAGUCUAAUACUUGAUGAUGAAGCAUGACCAUUGCAAGAAUUUUCGAUUCUCAUUUAAAUUUUAUGCAGUACAAAUGUAUAAUCAUUUUAAGCUGGCUUCAUCAAUUGUGAUAGAAAGGAAUCGCAUAUGACAUUUUAUUUUCAAAAAAUAUAACACACAAUAAAAGCUAUUAAUAACUCAUCGAUUAAAAAAAAAAAAAAAAAAAAAAGAAAAAAGAG
Messenger RNA from Vespula vulgaris, 1338 nucleotides. RefSeq names its product regulation of nuclear pre-mRNA domain-containing protein 1B. The coding region runs from base 112 to 1122 and encodes 336 amino acids. Gene Ontology annotation, molecular function: RNA polymerase II complex binding. The record is from RefSeq and is a predicted model, not a curated record. Gene Ontology annotation, biological process: mRNA 3'-end processing. Gene Ontology annotation, cellular component: RNA polymerase II, holoenzyme. The transcript is spliced from 5 exons. NCBI's taxonomy places the organism in Eukaryota, Metazoa, Arthropoda, Insecta, Hymenoptera, Vespidae.